Molecule: messenger RNA, 1124 nt
Organism: Wasmannia auropunctata (little fire ant)
Lineage: Eukaryota; Metazoa; Arthropoda; Insecta; Hymenoptera; Formicidae
Product: nucleoside diphosphate-linked moiety X motif 8, mitochondrial
Exons: 3
Coding region: 349-1104 (251 amino acids)
Molecular function (GO): coenzyme A diphosphatase activity
Source: RefSeq, a predicted model, not a curated record
CGAAUUGAUAAAAUAAAUAAUUAUCAACGAUUUUAAUAAUUCAUCUUCCUAUAUGAUACUUUUAAUAUCGUCAAUUAAUGUAUUUUAUUUAAUAGAAAUAUAAAAUACGAAUGAACAUUGAUAUAUCGUUACCCAAUCAUCUUUUUUUUUUAUUCAACAUAAUAAAAUAAGUUGGCAAAAAACCUGCUUAUAGGGGAGACAUCUGUUAACCUGCUUCCCGAACUGCUUCCGAACUUCACUUCAGUUGACAGUAGUCCAUUCAGUCCAUUGAGGCUCUCGCUCGUGUGCCUCGCGCGUCGUGGCCGUGCUGGGAGUUGAGCGAUUUAUGUCACGAUAAUCCGCCGAUUGAUGCAGUCACCCGCGGCGUCGAUACGCCCUUUGCUACGUGCCUUCUCCAUAGCGACGAAACGUGUUGACAUGAUCGACCCCGCACUGAAGCCCGAGGUGGUGCUGUCGGAGAGCAAUCGCAAGGAUUGCAUCGAGAAAUUCAAGCGCAUCCAGGUGCCGAAGGUGAAGCACAAAGUGGCGGAAGCGGCCGUUCUGGUUCCAUUAUGUUUACAUAAAGGAGAACUCGGUUUCUUGUACACGCUGCGAUCCAUGAGGCUCACGUCCAAUCGCGGACAAGUGUCCUUCCCGGGUGGCAUGCGCGACGAGGACGACGUCGAUCUACGAGAGACCGCGCUGCGAGAGACCUGGGAGGAGCUGAAAAUCCCCAAGGAGAAGAUCGACGUUUGGACCAUGGGAAACCUCAUCGGCAAGACCGACGUCAACGUGAUGCCGGUGCUGGCCUACAUCGGCGAGGUGGUGCCGGAGAAGCUGGAGAUCAACCGGGACGAAGUGGAGGAUGUGUUCGUGGUGAGCCUGCAGAAAUUGUGCGAUCCCGAGUUGAUACGUUUCACGGCUUUUCGCCAUCCGGCUGUGACCCUGCCGUCUUACCUGGGUGGUAAGCACCGUGUCUGGGGAUUCACCGGCGCUAUCACUCACAUGGUGCUCGAAUGCCUGGUGCCGCAGGUCUACAAGUUCAAGUACUUUUCAGUACGACCGAUACUGCAGGACGAGAAGGAAAAUAAUUUCGGUUAUGACGCGACACGUUCGAAAAUGUGAAGGAUUGAGUAAAAUUAAAA